UUCCCAAACCAGGCCGAGUUGAGUCCAUCGGACGUGGCCACCAUCUUCCUCUCCAGCGGAACGACGGGAGAGCCGAAAGCGAUCGACCACACGCACGCUUCCCUUCUGGCUGCCCUCCAGAGCAGCGCGGAACAGAAUGCGGUCGGGGUUAUGCCAAAUCAUCUGGCGCAUAUUAGCGGCUACUUGGCUCAUCUCCUCUGUCUCCUUCACGGCGGUCAUUGCAUCAUGACUCCACCCGGAAACGUCCCGGCCCUGCUCGCCUCGGUCGACAAGCACCAGGCGGCCUGCAUCUGGUGCACGCCGAGGGAAAUGGUAUCCCUCGCCCGGGACGGCGACCUGACGGGAAGGUACCGGCUCGGUUCCCUCCGUCUCGUCAUCUUUGGGGGAUCCCAUCUCGGGGAAGGCCUCGUCGACGAAAUCCGCAAGAAGUUCCCUCACGUCCAGCUUCUCGUCCAGGCGUACGGGAGCACGGAAUGCUCGAUCGUAGCGAAUUCGCCACUCACGAGGGAAAGAAAGAGAGGAUCCGUCGGACAACUUAAUUCUUCGGUUGAGGCCAAGGUUAAUAUUUGGAAGCUCGAGAUGAUGCCAAAGGAUUUCGUCGCUAAGUGUUCUGAUUUCCUGGUGGUGAAGCCCGGCACGUGGGAAUCUGUGGGUCCGGGAGAACGAGGGGAAUUGUGCUUCCGCACGCCUUCCCUCAUGAAGGGAUACCGGGGCAAGCCCGAGCUGUCAGAGGCGAGUGUGCGAGAGGGAUUCUUUCGAACGGGGGAUUACGGCUGGGUGGACGAGGACGGCUGGGUCUUCAUGCUGGAUCGGAUCAAGGACCUCAUCCCAGUACUCGGAUCCGACAAAGCGACUGUCACCUAUGUCUCUCCGUCGGAGAUCGAGGAUUGCCUGUACGAACAUCCGAGCGUGAAGAAAGUGGGGGUGGUGGGGCUGCCCCACCCCGAACAGGAUCACCGUCAGAUUCCCAAGGCCUUCGUCGUCCCGGUCGUCCCCGGCUCUCUGACGGAAGAAAGCCUCGAGCACUUCAUCUCUUGCCGACUGAGCGAGGAGUGUCGACUGGGAGGAGUCGCGUUCCUGGACGACAUCCCCAUGUCCAUGGCCGGCAAAAUCCAGCGCAAAGCGCUAGAAGCCAUC
Molecule: messenger RNA, 1137 nt
Organism: Darwinula stevensoni
Lineage: Eukaryota; Metazoa; Arthropoda; Ostracoda; Podocopida; Darwinulidae
Source: the annotation of a GenBank genome assembly